CCGGUGGGCUCACGAGAUGAACUUCCAGGUGAAGUUCAUUUCUCCUGUUACUUAAAAGCUGAAGCUGGCCCAGACGUGCAGCAUAAGAAGCAGCAAAGUUGUAGUCUUCAAAAUCAGAGCGAAGUUGCUUUGUAAAGAGUUCUAUAAAUAUUAGUAAUUAUUACCGUACUUUAGGUUUAAUCUCAAAUACCUAUCGAGCGCCUUCUGCUACGCGCUGCAGGAACUGGAUACACACUGACCUGUGUAGAAUUGCCUGCAAGUGUCCAUAAUCUUCAGGGUGGAGAAGUCUCUCUCAGAAAACUGCAGAAGAACACGGCCUGGCUGAGGUAGUAUCAAUGCAGCUGGAGUGGCAGACUCAGCUCUGGCAUCACCUUCUUCCUUUGCUUUAAGGAAAACUCAUCAGGACUUUUGUAUUUGGAAAGCUGUGUAAAUGCAGUCAGUGUCAUGAUGUCUCAGGAGCCAGAGGUGGAGUGCCAGCCGUCCCAGGGCAGCGGCGCCUGCUCACAGUCACAGGGCGUUUUCUCGCAGUCCCACGGCCCCUCUUCACAGGCACCAGGAGGCUCCUCACAGUCCCAGAGCACAUCCAGCUCCUCUACCAGCACAGUGCCGACGUCCAGCCAGUCAUCUCACUCCAGCUCGGGGACACUGAGCUCCCUAGACACAGUGUCCACUCAGGAACUGUAUUCUAUUCCUGAGGACCAAGAACCGGAGGAGCCUGUCCCUGCCCCUUGGGCUCGAUUAUGGGCCCUUCAGGAUGGAUUCUCCAAUCUCGAGUGCGUUAAUGACAACUACUGGUUUGGGAGGGACAGGAGCUGUGAGUACUGCUUUGAUGAGCCACUGCUGAAAAGAACGGAUAAAUAUCGGACUUACAGCAAGAAGCACUUUCGGAUUUUCAGGGAAAAGGGUCCUAAAGACUCUUACAUCGCUUAUAUAGAAGAUCACAGUGGGAAUGGAACCUUUGUAAAUAGAGAACUUGUAGGGAAAGGAAGACGCCUUCCUUUGAGUAACAAUUCUGAAAUUGCACUUUCAGUGUCGAAUAAUAAAGUUUUUGUAUUUUUCGAUCUGACUGUGGAUGAUCAAUCAGUUUAUCCCAAGGAAUUAAGAGACAAGUACAUCAUGUCAAAAACUCUUGGAAGUGGGGCCUGUGGUGAGGUGAAGCUAGCCUUUGAGAGGAAAACAUGUAAGAAAGUAGCCAUAAAGAUCAUCAGCAAAAGGAAGUUUGCUAUUGGCUCCGAGAAAGAGGCAGAUCCGGCUCUCAAUGUUAAAACAGAAAUCGAAAUUUUGAAAAAAUUAAAUCAUCCUUGUAUCAUCAAGAUUAAAGACUUUUUUGAUGCUGAAGAUUUUUAUAUUGUUUUGGAAUUGAUGGAAGGAGGCGAGCUGUUUGACAGGGUGGUGAGGACUAGACGCCUGAAAGAAGAUACGUGCAAACUAUAUUUUUACCAGAUGCUCCUGGCUGUGCAGUAUCUUCAUGACAAUGGCAUUAUACAUCGGGACUUGAAGCCAGAGAAUGUUCUUCUCUCAUCUCAAAAAGAGGACUGCCUUAUAAAGAUUACUGAUUUUGGGCAGUCCAAGAUUUUGGGGGAGACUUCUCUCAUGAAAACCUUAUGUGGUACCCCUACUUACUUGGCCCCUGAGGUUCUUAAUUCUUUUGGGACUGCCGGAUAUAAUCGUGCGGUGGACUGCUGGAGUUUAGGAGUUAUCCUUUUUAUUUGCCUUAGUGGGUAUCCACCUUUCUCUGAGCAUAAGACUCAAGUGUCACUGAAGGAUCAGAUCACCAGUGGAAAAUACAACUUCAUUCCCGAAGUCUGGGCUGUGGUCUCAGAGAAGGCUCUGGACCUCGUUAAGAAGUUGUUGAUAGUGGAUCCAAAGACACGUUUCACAACAGAAGAAGCUUUAAAACACCCGUGGCUUCAGGAUGAAGACAUGAAGAGAAAAUUUCAAAAUUUGCUUUUUGAAGAAAACAAGUCAACAGCUUUGCCCCAGUUCCCAGCCCAGCCUUCUACAAGUCGAAAACGGCUCCUUGAAGGGGAACCGGAGGACGCCGGCACCACAAAACGCCUGGCUGUAUGUGCUGCUGUCUCGUGAACACUGGUUGAACAUGAAAGAAAUGUAUCUUCUGGAACUCUGCUAGAAUUUUCUUUAUAUUUGUUUUUUGGUUGUUUGUGUUUUGGUUACAGGAAGAGCCAUUUAUCCAUAGACAUCGAUACACAAUUAAAACCCUAAUGGCACCUGGGCUUUGUGCUUUGGCUUGAAGAUCCACUCUUUAGUUGUUAUGCUUUUUUGUGUAUUUGAAAUCAUGUGCUUUUUGUCUGUCACUCUACUUUGCACACAAAUUUCUCAGGAUAUGUCCCUGGUUUCACGUUGGGCCAGAUGCAUAUAAAUUCUAAAGGCUCUCUAGAAACUUUCAGGGAAAGGGGCACAGUGAAAUUGGAGUAGAGUUAAUAGAGACUGGCUGGUUGCCACAAUCCUCCUGAGAUAGUAGGUACGUGGGUCCAUGGAUCUGUUUUAAAUUCUCAUCCUUGCCCUCGUAAAGAUACAGGUCCACAGUUAUGCUCAGGGAAAUAUACUAGAUAUUGUGUGGUUCCACUUAUGAGGCACCUAGAGUAGUCAAACUCACAGACACAGAAAGUAGAAGGGUGGUUGCCAGGAGCUGGGGGUGGGGGAAGUUUUGGUUCAACAGAUACAAAGUGUCUGUUUUGCAAGAUGAAAAGUUUUGGAGGUGGAUGAUAGUGAUCAUUGUGCAACAGUGUGAAUGUGCUUAAUCUGAACUGUGUACUUAAAAAAAUUAAGAUGUUAAAUUUUGUGAUGUAUAUUUU
This is a messenger RNA of Phyllostomus hastatus (greater spear-nosed bat), 2816 nucleotides long. RefSeq names its product checkpoint kinase 2 (gene CHEK2). Gene Ontology annotation, cellular component: nucleus; cytoplasm. Gene Ontology annotation, molecular function: ATP binding; protein serine/threonine kinase activity; protein binding. The record is from RefSeq and is a predicted model, not a curated record. The transcript is spliced from 17 exons. Lineage: Eukaryota; Metazoa; Chordata; Mammalia; Chiroptera; Phyllostomidae. Gene Ontology annotation, biological process: mitotic DNA damage checkpoint signaling; protein phosphorylation. The coding region runs from base 445 to 2085 and encodes 546 amino acids.